Messenger RNA from Dreissena polymorpha, 2637 nucleotides. RefSeq lists its product as uncharacterized. The record is from RefSeq and is a predicted model, not a curated record. Bases 46 to 879 code for a protein of 277 amino acids. Lineage: Eukaryota; Metazoa; Mollusca; Bivalvia; Myida; Dreissenidae. The transcript is spliced from 5 exons. Gene Ontology annotation, molecular function: DNA-binding transcription factor activity.
AUGCCGUAAAGAGACUGAUACCGAAAGUUGGUCGUAGUUUUCAAUAUGGCGUCUGUUAGUGUUAACCUCCACGCGAGAAAUCGCAAUGAAGACGAAAUACUUAUAUUCAGUAGCCUUGGCGAUGCAAAAGCACACAUUAAAAAAGAAGAAAUUGAAACAAAUAACCGUUAUAUUAUUGGUUACAGUACCAAAAACUUUGGCAAUUCAGUUGUUACUUCAUCCUCCCAUAAGGUUUGUUGGGUCCAUGGGGUGAACCCUUACAUGUAUGUGAGCCUUGGACAUCAGGUUCUGAAAUGCCACCAUGGUACAGACAAGAAUAAGAAGAAAAAAAUGGAAAAGGAAAAGACAAAGACAUUUAGCAGUGAGCAGCACUCGUAUGCUAAAAAGAAAACAAGGCAUGCAUUGCAGCCCUCCAAAAAAAUGGACUGUCCUGCUUCGAUCAUUCUGAAGGAAGUGUUGAUAUUCACCCCUGAAGAGGGUUCAUCAAGCGAGCUGGACAAAAAAAUGGCUGCUUCUAAUGUGAGGAGUGAUCUGAGUAAAGGCAUCAAGAAGAUAAUGGUGGUGUUUCCUAACGUCGAACACAAGUACCAUACCAGUGGAGAGAAUGCUGGGCUGUUGCAGCGUAUCGACAGUGAUGUUGCGUCAAAAAUCAAAGAGCUUGUGGUGGAAGAUGGCGUUGCAAAUGUUGAAGAGAUGCAACGCCAUCUGACCUCAUUUGUUACGAAAAAUGUAACACCUGCUCCAUCCAAAACUAAUCGGAGAUUUGCCCCUACAAAAAAAGUGAUCCGUUAUCACAUGAACAAGGCAGCAAAAAAGGGAUGUGAUAGUAGUGAUGAUCAACACAACUUAGUACAGCUAGUGAGUGUGCUUAGUGUGUAAUUAACAGUUAUGGAUAUAUAUUUAUCACAUGCCAUACCCUGCUUCCCCACGUAAUAUAACCAUUACGAUUAUUUUUAUCUUACAAAUGUGUAAUAUACUUUUUAAGGAUUUUCAUUGGCUUAUUUUCGUUUGAUUGACCAAUUGCAUUUUGUUAUUUUGCUGAAAUAACAUUGCAAGGUCAAAUGACGUCACGAAAUGUAAACAACAUUUCGGAUUUAUCAUUAAGUUUGCGUAAAUAUUUAUUUAAUUGGCUCAUUUAAAAGCAUGUGAUCAAGAAGAUCUGGCACUCAUUUAAUACCAUAUUUUAUUAAACUCGUCCAGGAAAUUCGUUAGUUGGCUCGCCAAAGGCUCGCUUACUAACAACAUUCCUGAAUCGUUUAAUAAAAUAUGGUAUGAUAUGACAACUCGUGACAGAUCCUAUUUCUAUAUGUCUAUUCAACAAUUUUAUAUGCAUCACUGAUGAUCAGUUAGAAUCCCAUUAUAGUUAUAUAUCGAUUUAUAUAAUAAAAAAUUACAUAUAUUUGAAAUAGAUAAAUAAUUGAAUGAAAGGCUGACGUGUGCAUUUUUUAAAUAAAUAUGGUUAAACUUGAUGUGCUAAAAGUACACCCACCAGAGUGCUUUUCAGUUGUGUGCAUUUAUGAGAUAUAACAUGGUCUGACCAAAAUUAAUUUUCUUAUGAGUUAUGGCCCUUUGUAUCUUCAAAAAAUGUUUUUUUGUGUCCGGAGCAAUAUCUUGGAAGUGCUUUUGGGAAUUUCAUUGAAACUUGGUAUGAGUAUAUAUAUGGUUAUGAGGAUGAUGCAUGUUGGCGUUGUCCAUCCGUCCAGAAAUAUUUGUGUCCAGAAUUAUAUUGGCGGGGGAUAUCAAUUCAACAAAUUUGCUUGUUCAUUAUGCUUUAUAAUACUGUGUACCGGUAUGUUAUUGAACAUUUUAGUUUUGUACAUCAGCAAUAUGAUUUUAGUUUUGCUAAAUCCAUGAUAUAUUAUUUAUUUAUAAUUAUUUAGCUUAAUGAAUACAAAGAUGCUUGUCCGGAUGCACUUGUUUAUGUAAGGCAAAAACAAACAAAUGCAAAUGAAGAAAGUGAGGUACUUUAGUUGAAUUAACAGUUCAGAUGUUUUGUUUGAUAUUAUGUUUUGAGUGUGUAAGGUUUAUACUUUGUGAAGUGUUUUGUUUACAGUUGUGUAAUAUUGUGACAUGUUAUUGUGUAAGAGUUUUGUUUUAAAGAUGCUGAAUCUGUUUGAUUUUGUUAAUUUUUUUUUAUAUCUCUCAUUUUAAAAAUAUGUUUGGUGUUGUUUCACAAUCCACUAAAUAUAAAUUUAUCCAUAUUGGUAAUAUUGACAUGAUGAACAAUUGUUAAAAAAGUUUGAAGGAAAAAGACACCUGAAUUUCUGUUCUUGAUUAUUAUCCCCUGCCAAAGGCAGAUGGAUAUAGAAUUGGUGUUUUUUGUCUAUCUGUUACAAAAGUUUCAGGGAUAUUUCUAUGACACCAUAUAAGAUAUAAAUAUAUAAUUUCAUGGUUGUAUAGAUACUGACUUGGAGAAGUGCCAUGUACAAGAAACAUAACCCUUCACUUUUUUAAAUAAGUGUUAUUAUUAACACCCAUUAAACAUUCAUAAGUCUGAACAGAACAUCAUAUCAUUAAUGGUAAUUUUUCAUAUAUUUUGAUGAACAAAAAUUUGUGUGCACAACAAAGCUAUUACUUUACAUUCAGCAUCUUUAAAGUUUAGUUUUAUUGACAUGGAAUAAAAGUGUCAACUGUUAA